This is a messenger RNA of Zasmidium cellare ATCC 36951, 684 nucleotides long. RefSeq lists its product as uncharacterized. The record is from RefSeq and is a predicted model, not a curated record. The coding region runs from base 1 to 684 and encodes 227 amino acids. The transcript has a single exon. Lineage: Eukaryota; Fungi; Ascomycota; Dothideomycetes; Mycosphaerellales; Mycosphaerellaceae.
AUGCCGGCAGACUCAGCGUACGGACAAGACCGUCUAGCAAAGGUGCUAAGACGAGUGCGGUUCCGCAACGAAGCCCGUGUGGUACGGGAUGUCACGCCGAUCGUGGUCCCAUCCCCUGAACUGCUACAUAUUAACGGACAUGCCGAGCUAGAUGAUGUCUGUAAAGCGAUGAAUGCGGAAUGGACGCAAUGCGACACCUUGUGUGGCCCGAGACCCAAACCAGAUUUCGUGACCGGCUUAUCGGCUGCUGCUUUUACAAAGGAGGAAAAAGAAAAGCUCCAGAUGAGUCACACGAGUGCAUGUCCCAACCUGUUCCUAGAGAAUAUGUACUUCCCUUUCCUCAUCUACGAGGUAAAGGGCAGCGAUCGUCUAAUCGAGGAGGCGGAACGGCAGGCCAUGCACAGCGCCAGCAUUGCAACGCGAGCCGUGGUAGAACUGUUCCGGAAGAUUUCUGCAACGGCUGAAGUUCAUAAGAAGAUUCUCGCGUUCUCUGUUGCUCACAACCAUUCGAUAGUGAUGAUCUUUGCUCACUUCGCGACUAUUACCGACCAGCGCACAUCGUUCUUCCGCCGUUUGCUACAUCUUCAUCGCUUCGCCGAGGAUCUCGAAUCUACGGCCUGGACUAAGUCGUAUCAGAUUAUUCGAGCUAUCUACGAACACUUCGUUCCUCAACACCUCGCCUAA